Messenger RNA from Talaromyces atroroseus, 2127 nucleotides. RefSeq lists its product as hypothetical. The transcript is spliced from 6 exons. Bases 1 to 2127 code for a protein of 708 amino acids. Gene Ontology annotation, biological process: negative regulation of toll-like receptor 9 signaling pathway; apoptotic process. NCBI's taxonomy places the organism in Eukaryota, Fungi, Ascomycota, Eurotiomycetes, Eurotiales, Trichocomaceae. The record is from RefSeq and is a predicted model, not a curated record.
AUGCCACCAUCGGCAGUUAUCAUCCGGUUUUGUUAUACGUUUGUGGAUAUGCACAAUGAGUUAGAUGGGUGCAGACUUGGCAUUGCUCAAUGUUUGAACGGCUUCGCUGCCAUGGACUCCAAGCGGAAGGGCAAGAUUUUGCCCAAGAGUUUGACACGCCCCAGGUCUGCAUCUGUAGACUCGCCCUUCGCCAAUCAUGACAAUAGCAACGACGAUCUGGACAUCGCAUACACUUUUUCGCACGACUAUCUCAAGACAGACCCGGCUUUCAGUCCCGCAGUGGUCUCCGGACAGAAACCCUAUUCCAUAACUACCGCCGCCACUAGCAGUCCGUUAGAGGUAACAAAGGAACUUGCGAAUAGCAUCGUGCAUCCUAGGCGCACGCUAGUGCAGCAUUUCGAAAGCAAGACUGCAAAGAGCUUGUCAAAGGCCACGCGGCCUUAUAUCACCCCUCAGGUUGAUCGAGAAUUUCUCGCUGCGCAUGAUGCUCUCUUCGACGCGGAGAGGGCAGCCGAAAACGAACCGUCUCAUAGAACACGCAGUAGGAGAAGGACGACUAGUGGGGGUUCAAAGAGAAAAGACCGACAAGAACUAGAUACGAAGACGAUGAUUAAGAAGGAGGAAAAUAGGGGCAGGACUGCUGUCGAGAAUGCUCCAAAUCAGGAUCUUGAUCAACAACAACAACAACCACCUUCAACCGAUGCCGAAACACAAAGGAGAAAAGUCGAGUUGCUCGAGGCUCAUCGACAAAGCCUGGCAGUGGCGUGGAUUACGAGCAGACAUCUAAAAUGUGUACGACUGGCGCCAUCCAAGGUUGUAAGCUUUCCAACUUUUGAGGACGACAAAUUUGUUGAGAGGAACGACAAUGGAGAAGAGGCAUGGUGGAUGGGCAUUCGUGAACUCUAUCGAUGGGAAAAGCCGUGGCAGACAGCAUUCUGGUAUGGGGUAUUUUCCUUUUUAUGGUAUACUCAGCAUGUGGUGGGCUUUCUGUACGUGUAUAUCAUCUUCAUGGUUCUGAAGAGUAGGCUGUACCCGAUGGAUGUAGUUUCCAUGCGAGAAUCGCUAGAUCGAGUGCUGGACAGAGGUGCCCAGGCAUAUCGGUGUGGCGAGCUAGUUGAUCGGCAUGGACGCGACAAAUGGCUUCAUUCUCUGCUGGAUGACAUCGCACCGUUUUUACGACUACAGCUUGGCGAUUUGGCAAAUUUUCUUGAGAUUCUACGAAAUUUCUACUCCUGGCGCAACCCAUCGAAGACGGCGGCGACUCCGUUCUUUUUCUUUUCGUGCUUACUUGUCAGCGUUUUCGCGGAUAUGGAGUUUUGCAUGAAGAUGUUUUGGUUCAUAGCAAUCAACACCUUCUUUCUCAGCUGGCCGGUUUCCGGCCGAUACCCACGAUAUCGUCAUAUUGUCAGCCCGAUUCGCUGGGUUUUCUGGGAUAUACCCUCUUAUCCGGAAUGGGCAAUACGUUUCCUCCAACAACAUGAGAUCCUCCGUCGACACGAAAUGAACAGUCAGAACCUGUCCCAUGGCAGCCACACUUUUUCUCAACGAGACCACUUGACUGAUGAGGGAGACGGCAAUGAUGAGGUAUUUUACGAUGCUCUUGAGUCCCAGAAGCAAAGUAAACAGCCGGAGCAAGCAAACAGCAAUGCCAACUACAGAAGUAGAGACAGCACUGCGGCCAUCGUUCAUUCUGUGUAUUUUACCUGCUAUUACCAUGGUCAUGAGGGACGGCUUAUAGUAUCCUCGGAGGGAUUGCGGUUCGUCGAAAACCCGCGCCUUCUCAGGGCUCUCAACGCACCCAAGAAACAGAAGCCUCGGCUGAAUCAGAAACCGCAAUGGUCGUACAGUUUCGGGCAACUAGUGCAAAUGACGAAACAGCAGACUCCCGCCUUCUCGAAGCUAGCAGGGCUCGACCGCAAUCUAGGGCGGUUAGACCUAGAGUUCAUGGUGGGAGAGCAGGGGGAGGGCGGAAGCAAGACUCCGUCUGCCGGGGAGAUUGAAGCGCCGUACGACACAAAGACGCGGAUUGAGAAGCUUGAUGUCGCCCGGGCGGAACGGGAUGAGAUUUUCAAUUUGAUUGUCGGAUGGAGCAGGAAUUGCUGGCAGGCGGCGGGCGUGGACAAGUAG